GGUUGUCAGUGACGCUCUCGAGCCGUAGUCAGGGUGGUCUGAGUGGGUGCUGGGCUUGAUUCUGGCUGGCGGGCCAGGCUCCUGCUAGAACAGCGCUGAAGGUGGGAGACUGGUGUGCUUUGUCUAUUUUGGAAAAAAACUGCUGAACAUACUAAAGAAAGGGCAGCUCUUCGACUGACAACUCGUAAGGAAAUGACUUUCCGCCUACUUAGGAUUAGAAGACCAGCUCAUUCUUAGAAUCUUCUGAAACAAAAUUAGAAUGGAUUGUGGAGAUGAAUAUUCCCAUAAUUCUUUUAACCUACAUUGUUUGUUAAAUUCAUUUCCUGGAGACUUGGAGUUUAAACAGAUCUUCAGUGACAUUGAUGAAAAGAUAGAACAAAAUGCUACAAGCAUAGAACAUUGCAUUAAAGAAAUACAGUCUGAAGUUAACAAACAAUAUCCAGAUGUGCGGCUACAAACAACAAUGGACUGUUCUGAAUGGCUAAAAAAUUAUAAUUAUAACUCAUACAAGUCACCUUCCAUUCCCCAUGGAGAUCUGAUAAAAUUCCUCAAAACACUGCAAGAUUUGUUGAAGAAUGAACAAAAUCAAGAAGAACUGACACUGGACUUACUUUGGGACCUCUCCUGCCAGAGCAGUGUUUCAUUCCCAUCAACUCUAAGUGGAUCAUGUUUGCAUUUCCUCUCUAGGACUUCUCUUCAUUCUGUUGAAGAUCAUUCCAACAUGGAUGUAAAGUCUAUAUGGGAUGAUAUAAGACUACAUCUCCGACGCUUCUUAGUGAGCAAAUUACAAAGCCACAAUGAAAUAAACAAUUCGCAGCAAAAAAUUUUGUUGAAAAAUCAGUGCAUGCAACAACUCUUGUUUCUUUAUCCAGAAUCAGAAGUUACAGUCAAGUACCAAAACAUACAGAAUAAACUGUUGGCUAAUCUUCUGCAGAACUGUUUUUCUUCUUACAGCAGAGAAUCAAAUUUAGACAUAAUGGCUAAUGAAUGCCAAGGUACAAUGCUUAAGUUAUACUCAAUGAUAAAAGAGGAUUUUAACGUACUAUGUGAAAUUUUAGCUCCAUCCUCAACACUGAAAUUCAUUAAAGAAACUUACCUGGAUACUGUUACAGAAGAAAUGGCAAAAUUUCUUGAAAAAUUUUGUGAGCUGCAGUUCAAAGAAAGUGGUGUUCGUGUGAUUAGAACAAGCAAGAGCUCCAGCAGGCAUAGAGGAACCGUGCAUGCUUUGGUUACUCCUGAAUACCCACAGAAAGGAAGAAACUUUUUCCUCUCCUUAGAUGAACUCAGGUUCUUAUCACAGCUUAUAAAAUCUUUUUUGAAGCUGGAAAAAAAUGUUCAGAAAUUGUUUGAAGAAAUGUUUUUAUCACUCAAGAUACUCAGGAAUACUUCAGCAUAUUUUGCUAAUAAAGGUCUUGGAAGGAGUUGUCCACUAUGUCUAUGUAACCAAAACAAUGUGGUGAAAAGAAUUUUGGAGACAUCCAAGAGAGAAGUUGUAAUAGAGAAACCUAGAGCAAAUGAAACCAGUGUUCCUUCAGAGCAAUUGCUACCAGUAAAAGAGAUUACUUUACUAGAUUUUGGCUGGAGAAAUGCAUUUAAAGAAGUGUCUCUUCCUCUGGCACAUUGUAUAACAACAGCGGUUGAAGAUUUUUCCACAAAAAUUCUCCAGCAGGAACAGAAUGAAAGGUCUUCAACUAUAAGCUACACUUUGACCCUUGUAAAUGCCCAACAAGUUUGGCAAGAUGGCCAAGUGGUUCCUGAGGAAGACCAACCAAAGAAAAUUGCAAAGUUUUGCUCUGACAUCAUGGAAAAGCUCGACACAAUGCUUCCACUGGCUCUGGCAUGCAGAGAUGAUUCUUUUCAGGAAAUUAGAGCAAACUUUGUGGAGGCCUGUUGUAAAGUGGCAACAGCUGUCCUGGCGAGACUGCAAGAGAGGGGCAAGGAGGUUCCUUCCAAAGCACCCCUGAAAAAUUUACACACACUGCUCUCCACUGCGGUAUAUGUCUUCCAGCAUUUUAUGCAGUAUGAUAAUUUGAUGAAAGAAAAUGCUAAGAAACCCAUGUUCCUGGUGCCUGUCCAACGAUACCAGGAAUUCAUCAACACUCUACAGUUUCAGGUUACGGACUACUGCGUCAGAGUUUGUGCUACAAGCAUUUUACAGGAUGCUGAGAGCCACCACUGGGAUGACUACAAAGCUUUUUAUGAGGGGGAAAGAUGCUCCUUCUCGCUCCAGAUGUGGCAUUAUUUCUUGUGGGCUCUUCAUCACGAUCUCUGGACCAUUCUGCCCCCCAAGUUAGCCCAGGAGAUUCUCACAGAAGUGCUGGAGAAAUCUUUGGGUCUCCUGGCUGCCAGAUAUGCUCGGGCCCAUCCCAGUUAUAAGAGAACUCCACAGAUAAGACUUGAUGUCACAACAAUUUUAAUAUGCACUGAGAACAUGUUAUGGUCAGUUUGCACAUCUGUACAGACGCUUUUGAAUCCCCAUGAGUAUGUGGAUGAUAAAAUUUUUAAAAUCCAUACCCAUUGUAAUAAUCUGUUCACAACAUUAGUCAUCUUGACUUCACCAUUAACUGAAUUAUACAAGACUUUUCAGCAUGGCAUGGAUGAUUCUGCUUCAAAUUCCUUAAAAUCAUUUUUUAAGCAACCAUUACAUUGGCUUUCUUGUAUAUCACAUUUCUACCCUUCUUUACUCAGGACUCCAUCAGCUGGACGACUGACAGCCGAGGGUCUAUUGAAACUGCUCUUAUCCCAGCCAGGGUGUAAUUGGAACCUGUUUCUGGAAACCCUACUGCAUCACGAUGGUCUUUUACUGAGAAUCUUGCUAAAGAGCUCAAAACACACCUUUCAAGAACGAGGUUCUGACACAGAAAAUAAUCUGAACCAAGGAUCCGGUUUGAUAGAAGCCAUCUUUAAAGUAUUGUACCACUGUAAUUUUUCUCCUCAAACAUUUGGAAAUGUUUUUGUGAGCUACUUGGAAGAAGAACAAUUACGGGACUUUUUAUAUAAAAUUCCAGUUUCAACGUACAUGGAAUCCGAGCCAGAGGUCAUCCGAUGCUUGAGACUGGCACUGACGGACGCUGUCAAGGACAUUGUACAGCAGAUAAUAUCUGUGAUGAGCUCUGGGAGAAACGGGGAGACAAGCCUAAACAAGCACCGUGUUCCUGAACGUCUGCGUGAGAGUAUUCCAAAAGAAUGGAAUUAUGUCCCGAGAGAAACCAAAAGGAAAGAAUCAAGCAAAGGCGUCACAAGGCUUGUGGCUCAGGCGGUGUCUAUUGUAAUCAGCGAGUUACCUACAGUGAUUGCAUGUUUGCCUCCCCCAAUUAAAUACUUCUUUUUUCUGUCUGAGAGAAAAAUGUCAGAAAACUUUUUUGAAUUGAAGAAAGCUGGCCUGCUUGUCUGGAACUUGAUUGUAAUUAUAUGUCGGAUAUUUGAGGAUGGAAACACUGUGGAACUUUUAACAGGUGCCUCCCUUGACAGCUGGAGUAAAGACAAACUCAGUCUAAUCUGUGCGUGUUUGGAAAGCAUCAUGGGAGAGCAGACAACCAACCCUCAUCAAAUGACCCAGAAGGUCCUACGGAGCAUUGAGCAGCAGAAACCCAACUGGAUUGAAUGCCAAUUUUUGAAAGCAAGGAAACUGAGCACCGAAUGUGCAUUUAUGACAAUAGAGAAAAGCACAGCCGUAGAAGAAGGAGAGACUGCUCUUGAACUGACUGAGCAGAAAAUAAACAUGAUGGUCCUGGAUGUCUGCCACAAACCAGGUGGCAGCGAGUACCUAAGGCAAAUUUAUCACAUCAUGCGGCUCAAUGAGGAAUAUUUAAAAGAACAGCUGUUUUCUAUGACUGGUUCAGAGCAAAAGCCUUUACCCAUCCGACCUUUAAGGACAACCUUGAGGAGCAUGGAAGAUCAGCCCUCUGCCUUUAACCCUUUCCAUGUGUACAGGGUGUUUAGUGAAAACAUGCUAGAUCAGUCAGCCAUCACAAAAUGGAACUGGAAUUGGUCAAACUUGCUGCCAAAUUAUCUGGGACUGGAUAAGAUGACCUUCAGUGUGCUGCUCAAAAACAGGUGGGAAAUGAGGAAGGAUGAAAGACUAGAAGAAGAAGAAAAAGCAAUGCUGGAACAUUUAAAACGAAUGUGCGCCAUCCAGAACUCUUCUGCCUUAGAUAACGCAGAGGAACAGUCAUCUGCAGAAAACAGCAACAGCUUUAUUUUAGGAAAUAAUCACAUGUAAUGGAGUAGGAUUUUUACUCUAGUCAGAAUGAACCUCAGAUGUGCUGUGAAGCGUGAAACCAAUGACUGACUAAUCUCUGAGCUGCAGAGGAGUACAGCUCAUAAAGAGUAAAGUGCUACAUUUUUUAUUUUAAAAAUAAUUCCGUAUGUUUUUCUUUCCUCAGUCAUCUUCUUAAUAUGUUAUAGCUGCUGCCAUCUCGUGUUCCCUUUGAAUUAUUUUUUUUCUUCUUUCAGGCUUGAAGUAUCUACAACAACAGGCAAAAUUUUGGGGAAUCUUUUCCCUAAGAAUUUUUAAAUACAAUAUUUGGAUUUUCAGUUACAGUCACAUAGUCUCCCGAGGGUCAUCUGAAAUUUUAAAAUGAAUUUUGUAGCCAUAGCCCAAGUCCAGGUCUUAAUUGCCUAUAAUACCUACCACUGUACCAGCCUCCUUUCCCAUAGCCUCUUUCUCAUCCAAUUUAGUUAAAUCAGAGCCACAAAAAGCACUCUCUUGAAGUAUAACUUUAGUAAUAUCUCUGCCUAUAGUGGUUUUUCAAACAUCAAACUUCCAAUCAUAUGCUUUCAGAACCUAUCCCCAUUGGUACCAAGUUCAGGCAACUGCCUGUCAUCCUCUUGGCUCAAACCAGACGCUUGCCAUUUUUCCCAGACAGAAACCAUCUUUCUCCCAAAAUCAUGUUCAAAACUCACUCCAGCAAUCUCUUAUCCAUAGUUUCUUUCACUUCUCUUAUUUCUAUUACAUUGAUACACACACACACACAGGAAGGAAAAGGGAACAUGUUCUAGUGCCCUCUAUGCCAAGUACAGUUAUAUUUACUACACCCUUCCUAUCUGUAGCUAAUAUUAGAUUAUAAAGACCUUGAGGGCCUUACAACAUAAUAUGAAGUCUCCCUUUAUAACAAUGGUCUCCCCCAAAUAACUACUAUAGUUAUUCAUCUAGUGGGCAGUUAAUAAACACAGUUGUUUAAAUGGCUGUCAUUGUAAGAAGAAGACAAUUAGACUUUUGAGCAAUCUCCAGUACAUCUGGAAGAAGCCUUAUAUCUUGAACUAUUUUAGACCACAUGACACUGAACAUCAUAGUUUCUCAUGUUCUCAGGUUAUUCAUGUUCCCACAUUCUGUGAUUUUUAUAAAAUAUGUAUAUGCUACAUGAUUUCCAAAGGAAAGUACUUAGGCAUUUUUCAAAGAGUAAAAGCUUGGAUUGCAGAGGCCACCUUGGAAAAUUUCUUACAUUAUUUCCUUACAUAAAAGCACAUAAAUGGCCAUGUAGCCAGCUGCCUGCCAAAUAACAAACUUUAGUUUCAAAGAAUAUACUUUAGUUGGCCAGGAUAAUCAUGAGCCAAGUGUUUUAAGACAUGAUUGAAAUAAUUUCUAAAAAUUCUAUGCAGACCAUUUAAAAAUGGUAAAUAUUCAUGAGAAUUGGACUUCCCAUAUAAUCUUACCUAUAAACAAUUACUAUAACAACCAAUAUAAGUCAACAGUUGACUUUUUCAGCUUAGUGAUGGUCUAUGUACUUAAUCUGUAUAACUAUGUGUUAGUAGAAAAGACACUAAAAUAGAAAGUGAAAAAAAAAAAAAAACUGAUCCAAAACCAAAAUAAAAUAAUCUUAUAGGAUUUCACAUUUGGGUUCUUCUGUUUUCUAAUAUAUCUAAACAUCAUCUGUUAACACGAUUUUUUAUUGAAUCUGUACAUUUCUGUAUUAAUCCUGCGAAGUGACUUAGUUCCUCUAGAAAAGAAUUUCUAUGGCUCCCUUCUGAAAGGAAAAAGGUACAGUAAGGAGAGAAUGAGAGUCGUUGGAAGGAGAGAAAAGUAGAAAAGAGAGAAGAGCUUGCAUCUAAUUUCUGUACUUGUUCUAUGAAAUUACUGUAGCCAUAAGUGCAAUAAAAUUUAUAAUUGGGAGUGUUAAAUGGCAAGCUAUUGAUUUUUCAGACCAUUUUGACUUUAUACUUAAUGUUUCUUAAAGUAUGAUAAAAAGUGAUACUUCAAAACAAUUACUCUUUCUCAUUUAUUUUUGUGUAAAUAAACAAUAGGAAUGAAGCUUAAUAUUUAAUAAAUCUGCAUAUGCUUAUUACAGAAAUAUUAUCUUCUUAUAAAAUGUCAUCUUCCUUCUGUUUUGUUUAACUGUAUUUUUAUGUAACUAUAAAGAAGUAUCUAUUUUAUUGGCUAUGUUAAAUUACUAUGUUAAAGUAGUACGAAUUAACUUUUUAAUAAACACUUUAAAAU
Molecule: messenger RNA, 6436 nt
Organism: Camelus dromedarius (Arabian camel)
Lineage: Eukaryota; Metazoa; Chordata; Mammalia; Artiodactyla; Camelidae
Product: KIAA0825 ortholog
Exons: 22
Coding region: 260-4222 (1320 amino acids)
Source: RefSeq, a predicted model, not a curated record